Messenger RNA from Microthlaspi erraticum, 708 nucleotides. NCBI's taxonomy places the organism in Eukaryota, Viridiplantae, Streptophyta, Magnoliopsida, Brassicales, Brassicaceae. The record is from the annotation of a GenBank genome assembly.
AUGAGAACAUCACUGAUAACGAGCCGGUAUAAACUCCAACGGCGGAGAUCCGUGACUGAACAAAAUGGCGAUCAUCAGAUAAAACGUUUACCGAGGAAGAAAAUGGUGUUUUGGGAGAUAACAUUGGGAACAGCCUACUUCUUAGGGCUGCGGCGGACUUAUCGACUAGCCUUGAAGAUCCAGCGUCGGAUUGUUAGCCCCAAGCAUCCGAAAACCCGGCAAUUUCUCCAUCGGAGGACUCGUAAAAUCUUCGAUGUGGCAGUUUCAGUGCACAAGAACAUACAGCAGAGAGACAUAGAAGUCGGCCGGAAUCUCGGAAACUGGAUUCUCCGCUGGCUCGACCGGUGGAAACCAGCGGCUCAGAUCCGUACUCCACCAGAACUACCACGCAGCACCAGCUCCAACAGCGUUGACAAGGCGAAAAGGCUAUCGGAAUUGUCACGUCCCAAAUCGAACACGAUGCAGACUCCACAAAACCGUGAAUCCGAUAGGCACUUGUUCUCCUCGUUGAAACACUUCCGGUACAAGCCAUUCCCGACUGUCUCCACGAUGAUCCAACCGCCGAGACCCAACAAUGGAACUACUACUCAGUACAGACACUACAGUGGCAAUGCAGCCUCAAGUCUGAUUCGGCCGAGCUAUGUUAGAGGCGGCGGGUUCGACGGUGUGAUCAGGAAGGACAUUUUGCAGUGGUUGGUACAGAGAUGA